This is a messenger RNA of Trichechus manatus latirostris (Florida manatee), 2443 nucleotides long. It is a transcript of the gene RANBP3, whose product is annotated as RAN binding protein 3. Gene Ontology annotation, biological process: protein export from nucleus. Lineage: Eukaryota; Metazoa; Chordata; Mammalia; Sirenia; Trichechidae. The coding region runs from base 60 to 1673 and encodes 537 amino acids. The record is from RefSeq and is a predicted model, not a curated record. The transcript has 15 exons. Gene Ontology annotation, molecular function: GTPase activator activity. Gene Ontology annotation, cellular component: cytoplasm; nuclear pore.
CAGAAAGCAGGCGAGCCCGGGCCGGCGCGGGGCCUUGUGGGAGGGCUUAAGGAAGUAAAAUGGCGGACCUGGCGAACGAAGAAAAGCCUGCCAUUGCUCCGCCUGUCUUUGUGUUUCAGAAGGAUAAAGGACACAAGUCCUCUGCAGAGCAAAAAGAUUUGUCGGAUUCGGGAGAGGAGCCUCGGGGGGAGGCUGAGGCCCCUCACCAUGGCAUGGGUCACCCCGAGUCAGCGGGUGAGCAUGCCCUAGAACCUCCCGCCCCCGCUAGUGCUCCAGCCAGCGCUCCUCCGCGUCCCGCUCCUGAAGCCCAGCUUCUUCCUUUUCCACGAGAACUGGCAGGGAGGUCAGCUGGAGGCUCCAGCCCAGAAGGGGGAGAAGAUUCCGACCGAGAAGAUGGAAAUUAUUGCCCUCCUGUCAAGCGAGAAAGAACAUCAUCUUUAACCCAGUUCCCACCUUCACAGUCAGUAUCAAAAAACAAUGUCUUCAUGCCAUCAACCUUCUGUGAAUCAUCUGCAGGCAAUUCUGACUCGGAGCCAGGUGAGCCCCCUUCACAGCCUGUCAUUGGGAGUAUUGGCCGCGAUGAAAGGCAGGCGUCCUGUAAAAUAGGAUCCUCACCAGGAAUGCACACGGCUUGUCCCUUCUCUGUGUGUGUGUGUCUUAAACAGGAGAAAGAGCCCCAGAAAAAUGAGUCUAGUAGCACUUCUGAGGAGGAGAACUGUGAGAGAAAGGAACAAGCUGCACAGCAGGCGUUUGUCUUUGGACAGAACUUGAGGGACAGAGUCAAGUUAAUAAAUGAGAACACAGACGUAGCUGACGUGGAGAAUGCUGGGCACCCCAGCUCAGAAACGCCAACCGCAACGAACUACUUCCUCCAGUACAUCAGCUCCAGCUUAGAGAACUCGACCAACAGUGCCGAUUCAUCCAGCAACAAGUUCGUGUUUGGCCAGAACAUGAGUGCACGCGUUUUGAGCCCGCCAAAAUUAAAUGAGGUCAGCUCAGAUGCCAACAGGGAAAACACGGCCGCCGAGUCCAGGUCCGAGUCCUCUUCCCAGGAGGCCACCCCCGAGAAAGAGUCCCUGGCCGAGUCGGCAGCCGCCUACACCAAGGCAACAGCUCGGAAGUGUUUGUUGGAAAAAGUGGAAGUCAUCACCGGGGAGGAGGCAGAGAGCAACGUGUUACAGAUCCAGUGUAAGCUGUUUGUCUUUGACAAAGCCUCACAGUCCUGGGUGGAGAGAGGCCGGGGGCUCCUCAGACUCAACGACAUGGCGUCUGCGGACGAUGGCACGUUACAGUCCCGGUUAGUGAUGCGGACCCAGGGGAGCCUGCGGCUGAUCCUUAACACCAAACUGUGGGCGCAGAUGCAGAUCGACAAAGCCAGUGAGAAGAGCGUGCGUGUCACAGCCACAGACACGGAGGACCAGGGCGUAAAGGUCUUCCUCAUCUCGGCCAGCUCCAAGGACACAGGCCAGCUGUAUGCAGCCUUGCACCACCGCAUCCUGGCCCUGCGCAGCCGUGUGGAACAGGAGCAGGAGGCCAGGGUGCCCGCCCCUGAGCCGGGGGUGGCCCCGUCCAAUGAAGAGGAUGACAGUGAUGACGAUGUCCUGGCUCCCUCAGGGGCCACAGGAGGCGGCGCCGGUGAUGAAGGGGACGGGCCCACGGCCGGGAGCACAUAGCGGCUGGGCCGCCGCACACAGGCUGCUGCUUUGUCCGUCUGUCCGCCCGCCCGCCCUCGCCCCUCCCUGCGGCAGCGUCGCGGCAGCAUCGGGGCGCAGACUCGGAACCACACCCCUGUUGGGUCGCCACAGUUUGGAUCCGCACGUCCUGUCCCAAAGCAGACUCGGAAGUGCCCGGUGUGGCGUGGGCACGAGACCUCAUCAUAUUGAUGAGCAGAACACAAGGACCUUUCUCCUCCCCCUUUGAAUUGAAAUGGCACAUUAAGACUUGUCAUGGCUUCUCACUGGGACGGGCACCUCGUCUCUCCCCCUCGGGUCGCGGCCUUCAGGCCACUGGCCUCUCUCCACUGCCACCGCCUGCUGAGAUUCUGGCAUGGGGGUCCCCGCGGGCCACAGCUAGGCGUCGGCAUCUCUCCCCCGAAGUGUAAACACUGGGCCUGUCAGACGUUCUGUAAGGACUCUCCACCCCGUGUCCCCGUUCUCAUUUGGGGUUCAUAUUUUGCAGAUCUUUAUUUUUUUUUAUUUUCCAAGGAUGAGUUUCAGUUUCUUAGAUGCAGGAAAACGCUCCCAUUUGCUGAGCAGCCACUCUGUCCCAUCGUCCACACCUCGUGCUCCUGGCCUUUGUGCAGGGCCUGGGCCUUACUGGGGCUAGGGCUGGGGCAGCAGGCCGCUCUCGGGGAGACCCCACUCGUUCCCCACCCCAACUUCCUUCAGGCUGAGUCAGGGUGGUGAGGGUGGCCUAGUUCUGGAGAGAACCUAUCUAAAGGGUC